Phyllostomus hastatus (greater spear-nosed bat) is the source of this 3105-nucleotide messenger RNA. RefSeq names its product fibronectin leucine rich transmembrane protein 2 (gene FLRT2). Gene Ontology annotation, molecular function: protein binding. The transcript has a single exon. NCBI's taxonomy places the organism in Eukaryota, Metazoa, Chordata, Mammalia, Chiroptera, Phyllostomidae. The record is from RefSeq and is a predicted model, not a curated record. Bases 205 to 2187 code for a protein of 660 amino acids.
CAUGGAGGACAAUAGCAAGGAGGUCAACACAGGCUGGUAAGACCAGAGACUGCAGGAAGAUUCUUUGACCGUGGGCCUUUGGGACUCUCCUCUAGUUGGAGUUCUGGACUUGGACAGAACUCCAUCCAGUCAUUUUGGUUUUGCUUUCUAUUUUUUUCUUUUUCAUUUCCCCACCACUUUGUAUUUGAUUUGUGUACUUCAGCAAUGGGCGUACAGACCACACAGUGGCCCAGCCAUGGGGCUUUUUUCCUGAAAUCUUGGCUUCUCAUUUCUCUGGGGCUCUCCUCACAAGUGUCGAAACUCCUGGGGUGCCCCAGUGUCUGCCGCUGCGACAGGAACUUUGUCUACUGUAACGAGCGAAGCUUGACCUCAGUGCCUCUUGGGAUCCCGGAGGGCGUAACCGUGCUCUACCUCCACAACAACCAAAUUAAUAAUGCUGGAUUUCCUGCAGAACUGCACAACGUGCAGUCAGUGCACACGGUCUACCUUUACGGCAACCAACUGGAUGAGUUCCCCAUGAACCUCCCCAAGAAUGUUCGAGUUCUCCAUUUGCAGGAAAACAACAUUCAGACCAUCUCACGGGCAGCCCUUGCUCAGCUCUUGAAGCUCGAAGAGCUACACCUGGAUGACAACUCUAUAUCCACAGUGGGGGUGGAAGACGGGGCCUUCCGGGAGGCUGUUAGCCUCAAGCUGUUGUUUCUGUCCAAGAAUCACCUGAGCAGCGUGCCUGUUGGGCUUCCUGUGGACUUGCAAGAGCUGAGAGUGGAUGAAAACCGAAUCGCUGUCAUAUCAGACAUGGCCUUUCAGAAUCUCACGAGCUUGGAGCGUCUGAUUGUGGACGGGAAUCUCCUGACUAACAAAGGCAUUGCCGAGGGCACCUUCAGCCAUCUCACCAAGCUCAAGGAAUUUUCAAUCGUAAGGAAUUCGCUCUCCCACCCCCCAUCUGACCUCCCAGGUACGCAUCUGCUCCGGCUGUAUCUGCAGGACAACCAGAUAAACCACAUCCCUCUGACGGCCUUUUCCAACCUCCGUAAGCUGGAGCGGUUGGAUAUAUCCAACAACCAGCUGCGUGUGCUGACUCAAGGGGUCUUUGACAAUCUCUCCAACCUGAAACAGCUCACUGCUCGGAAUAACCCUUGGUUUUGUGACUGCGGUAUUAAAUGGGUCACAGAAUGGCUCAAAUACAUCCCUUCAUCUCUCAACGUCCGAGGUUUCAUGUGCCAAGGUCCUGAGCAAGUCCGCGGGAUGGCUGUCAGGGAGCUGAACCUGAAUCUUUUGUCAUGCCCCACCACGACCCCCCGCCUGCCUGUCUUCACCUCAGCCCCAAGUACAGCUUCUCCAACAACUCAGCCACCCACACUCUCUGUCUUAACUCCUAGCAAAAGCUAUACACCUCCGACUCCUACCAGCUCGAAACUUCCCACUAUUCCCGACUGGGAUGGCAGAGAAAGAGCGACCCCGCCCAUUUCUGAACGGAUCCAGCUCUCUGUCCAUUUUGUGAAUGAUACAUCCAUUCAAGUCAGCUGGCUGUCUCUCUUUACUGUGAUGGCAUACAAACUCACCUGGGUGAAAAUGGGCCACAGUUUAGUUGGGGGCAUUGUUCAGGAACGCAUCGUCAGUGGGGAAAAGCAGCAUUUGAGCCUGGUUAACCUGGAGCCCAGGUCCACCUAUCGGAUUUGUUUAGUGCCACUGGAUGCUUUUAACUACCGAGCCGUAGAAGACACCAUUUGUUCCGAGGCCACCACCCACGCCUCCUAUUUGAACAAUGGCAGCAACACUGCUUCCAGCCACGAGCAAACGACCUCCCACAGCAUGGGUUCCCCUUUUCUGCUGGCGGGCCUGAUCGGAGGCGCAGUGAUAUUUGUGCUCGUGGUCUUGCUCAGCGUCUUUUGCUGGCACAUGCACAAAAAGGGGCGCUACACCUCCCAGAAGUGGAAAUACAACCGAGGCCGGCGGAAAGAUGACUACUGUGAGGCGGGCACCAAGAAGGACAACUCCAUCCUGGAGAUGACGGAAACCAGCUUUCAGAUCGUCUCCUUAAAUAACGAUCAGCUCCUUAAAGGAGAUUUCAGACUGCAGCCCAUUUACACCCCAAAUGGGGGCAUUAAUUACACAGACUGCCACAUCCCCAACAACAUUCGAUACUGCAACAGCAGUGUGCCAGACCUGGAGCACUGCCACACGUGACAGCCAAGGCCCCGUGGUCCACAGGCAGACAGUGAAACUCCCAAGAACACACACCCGUGUGCACAUAAAGACACGCCAAUUACAUUUGAUAAAUGUUACCCAGAUGCAUUUGUGCAUUUGAAUAGUCUGUAAUUUAUAUGGUGUACUAUAUAAUGGGAUUUAAAAAAAAAAGUGCUAUCUUUUCUAUUUCAAGUUAAUUACAAACAAUUUUGUAACUCUUUGCUUUUUAAAUCUUAAGAAAAUAUAUAGUUGCUGAAGUACUGUACAGGGUUGUACAAAGAGAACCCAACGCCAAGGCAAAAGAACGAGUGAUUCUUCCUUAUGAUGCACAUUAACCACUUUGCUGUUGAAGCUGUCAGAAUGAAUUCUUUUCCUAGAGCCGGUGGUCAGAUGAGAGGGCAGGUGAAAAUGGAUUCAUCAAGGUAGGCUAAAUAAAAGGGGUCAAAUAAAGAAGGACCGAGAUAUCUUCAUGCUAUUUCUAUACUUCCUGGUCUGGAAGAAAUGUAAAAAAAAAUAUCCAAACUAUAUAAGUAUGCAGGUAGUUACCCUCUUUUGACCCAAAACAGGAAAUGGAGAAAGCAUCACGAGGAAGUCAGUUCCUGUGAGAUAAGUUAAAAGCCUGGCAGAGCCAAAAACAUGAGAUGAAUUUUGGAAAGACCCUUAAGCCUGGGGGUUGGCAUUCUUACCAGGAACUUACAAAAUCACUCCUCAUGUUUCCCUGGCCCUUUGUGAUAACAGAGUUAGAGACCUGAGUCUGACAUUAGUCGUCUUCAGGGACAGGUCAAAUGUCCCAGCAAGAAAAUUCCCUUUAAAAGUGUUACUCUUCAAAAUUCUAUGUCAGGUUGAAUCACAUUCAACAGAGAUAUAUUCUAGAAUACUUUUUUUAGAAGAUGCUAAUAAAAAAUAAUGGGAAGAUUA